CGCACCGGGCUGAAACGGUGGCAGCGCCGCAGCCGGGGUCGGAGCGCAGGAGCCGACGGGGCCCGGCCGGGAUGGUGCAGCGGCAGCUCCUCGGCGCACACACGCACUGAGUGGGCCCAAGCUGGGCCCCGCGCCCCCCGCGCCCCCCGCCGCCCCGAUCCCGGCCGGCAUGAUGUGCCUGGAAUGCGCCUCGGCGGCGGCGGGCGGCGCGGAGGAGGAGGAGGCGGACGCGGAGCGGCGGCGCCGGCGCCGGGGGGCGCAGCGAGGGGCCGGCGGUGGCGGUUGCUGCGGGGCGCGGGCAGCGGGCGCCGCUGGAGUGGCGACCGCCGACGAUGAGGUGCAGACGCUGUCGGGCAGCGUGAGACGGGCCCCUUCCGCACCCCCCAGCACCCCCAGCACCCCCAGCUGCGCAGCCGCUGCCAAGGGCCUCGGCGCUCAGCAGCCCAAACCAGCCAGCUUGGGCCGCGGGCGGGGGGCAGCCGCUGCCAUCCUCAGCUUGGGCAACGUGCUCAACUACCUGGACAGGUACACCGUAGCAGGUGUCCUUCUGGACAUCCAGCAGCACUUCGGGGUCAAGGACCGAGGCGCCGGCUUGCUGCAGUCAGUGUUCAUCUGCAGCUUCAUGGUGGCUGCGCCCAUCUUUGGCUACCUGGGUGACCGCUUCAACAGGAAAGUGAUCCUCAGCUGUGGGAUUUUCUUCUGGUCGGCCGUCACGUUCUCCAGCUCCUUCAUUCCGCAGCAGCACUUCUGGCUGCUGGUCCUGUCCCGCGGGCUGGUGGGCAUCGGUGAGGCCAGCUACUCUACCAUCGCGCCCACCAUCAUCGGCGACCUCUUCACCAAGAACACGCGCACGCUUAUGCUGUCUGUCUUCUACUUCGCCAUCCCUCUGGGCAGCGGCCUGGGCUACAUCACCGGCUCCAGCGUGAAGCAGGCGGCCGGAGACUGGCACUGGGCCUUGCGGGUGUCCCCCAUCCUGGGCAUGAUCACAGGAACGCUCAUCCUCGUCCUGGUCCCGGCCACUAAGAGAGGCCACGCUGACCAGCUCGGGGGGCAGCUCAAGGCCCGGACGUCAUGGCUCCGAGACAUGAAGGCCCUGAUCCGCAACCGCAGCUACGUCUUCUCCUCCCUGGCCACGUCGGCCGUGUCCUUCGCCACAGGGGCCCUGGGCAUGUGGAUCCCGCUCUACCUGCACCGCGCCCAAGUCGUGCAGAAGGCGGCGGAGACGUGCAGCAGCCCGCCCUGUGCGGCCAAGGACAGCCUCAUCUUCGGGGCCAUCACCUGCUUUACGGGUUUUCUCGGGGUGGUCACGGGCGCAGGAGCCACGCGCUGGUGCCGCCUGCGGACCCAGCGGGCUGACCCGCUGGUGUGCGCCGUGGGUAUGCUGGGCUCCGCCAUCUUCAUCUGCCUCAUCUUCGUGGCGGCCAAGAGCAGCAUCGUGGGGGCCUAUAUCUGCAUCUUUGUAGGGGAGACGCUGCUGUUUUCUAACUGGGCCAUCACGGCGGACAUCCUCAUGUAUGUGGUCAUCCCCACCAGACGGGCCACUGCCGUUGCCCUGCAGAGCUUCACGUCCCACCUGCUGGGGGACGCCGGAAGCCCCUACCUCAUCGGCUUUAUCUCCGACCUGAUCCGCCAGAGCACCAAGGACUCCCCGCUCUGGGAGUUCCUGAGCCUGGGCUACGCCCUCAUGCUCUGCCCCUUCGUCGUGGUCCUGGGUGGCAUGUUCUUCCUGGCCACCGCGCUCUUCUUCCUCAGCGACCGCGCCAAGGCUGAGCAGCAUGCCCGGGCCAGGCCCCCGCUGAUCCGCCACCUUGACCCCCGCCCGUCUCUCCCCCAGGGUGAACCCGCUGGUGAUGCCGCCCGCAUCUGUGAAAGUCUGAGGCAGUGCCACUGGGACAACGAAGAACCCUUGCUCCUACCUAGCCUGGGAGGUGUCCCCCGGCGCCCUGGCCCCGUAGGGCUGUCCCGAAGCUUUCCGUGUGACCCACAGCUGGGCGCCCACCGGCUCUGGUCUGGGACUGCCGCGUGGCCUUGGCUCCAAGAAGCUGUGUCCUCAACUAACCUGGAAGGCUGUGUGUGCUGGAGCCAUACCCUGGGACAGACCCCCAGGCCUGGGUCUGGGGUGCAGGGGCCCUGGGGCCCAGGAAGAAGACAGCCCGCUGUGGGCGUGUGGGGAGAGGCUGGCCUGUCCCCGGCUUACGUGAUCCUGGGGCAGUCUCUGCCCUCCCCGGACUCCGGGGCCCGGGGGCUGGACUUUCCCGCCAGCUUGCUGGGCAAGGCACUACCUGCAGCUCUGAAGACACGACAACCCCUGGGCUGCACAGAGAAGAGGUGGCCCAAGCCUCAGGGUGGCACUUCCGGCUCUGAGACUCCCUGAAGGGCCUGGUGUGUGAGGACUACAUAGCCUGUCAGCUGGGCCUCUGACCUCGUGGACGUUGGACUCAACCUGGCAGAGCCGGGCACCCGCGUUGCUAGGCGCUUCCCAGCCUGGCUGGUCGCUCUGGAGGACGUCUGUCUCUGCUGCCCUGGGCUGGCUGUCAGCCCGGAGAUCUCCCAGGUGGGGGACCAUCCUGACAGGGAGCUGGCAUUACCAGGAGUGAAGGCCCUGGUGGCAGCUACACGCCACGUGUGCCCCAGGCUUGAGACCUCUGGGGGUUCCCCAUGCCUACAGGGCUCCUUGGAUCCACCCUAGCACCCCCGCCCUCCAGAAGCCGGGAGCUGACUCUGGCCCCCAGGCUGGGCCCUUGCCAGGGGCAGCGCCCAGGGGACAAUUCCCAGAAUCUGUGGGGCAGCAGCCAGGGCUCCGGCUGUCAGAGGAAGCAGCCCUCCACUGGGCUUCCUGUCCCAGGGACGAGGCUGGUGGAGACUGAGGCGCGUCGGGACAGGCCAGCACCCAGAGCCACCUCCACGCACACACCAGCUGCUGCUGCCGUUCACACGCAGCCCCGACUCCCCCCACCCAGAGCCACACACCGGGGCGCAGCCGCCAACUUCUCACCAGACCCCCAGCUUCCCAGCGGAGCUUAUCACAUCCCCUCUGCUCCACGCUCCCUCCCGGCACCGUUGCUGGAAUCAAGGUGGUUGUGGUCGAGGUGGCCCCGUGUGUCCAGCAGGAGUCACUAAGAGCCAGCCAGCUUAGUGCGCUCUGCCCACAGUCGACUGGCUGGUGUGGCUUCAAGGGGGGGGAAGUUAGUGGAGGAGCCCCUCCCCACCAAGCUCUGGGGCACCCUGGGGGGGGCCUAACCAAGGGGUGGGCUUCCCCCAAAGACCAGCCUGGCCUCCAUUCCCACCCCGGCCUCAACUGGGGCCCCAGCAAUGUUUUCUUGUUGUACAAGAACCAGGUCCAAGUGUUGCUUCCUCUUCCUUCCGGAAGCCAAACUGCUCCUUUAUUUUUUAGAGCUGCUGAUUGUGAAUCUCAGAGUCUUAAAAGAGAAGCCAAAUAUAUUCCUCUUGUAAAUGAAGAAAUAAAGAUAUUUAAGUCAUG
Balaenoptera musculus (blue whale) is the source of this 3481-nucleotide messenger RNA. It is a transcript of the gene SPNS2, whose product is annotated as sphingolipid transporter 2. Gene Ontology annotation, biological process: transmembrane transport; lipid transport; sphingosine-1-phosphate receptor signaling pathway. Gene Ontology annotation, cellular component: membrane. The record is from RefSeq and is a predicted model, not a curated record. The transcript has 13 exons. Bases 170 to 2374 code for a protein of 734 amino acids. Gene Ontology annotation, molecular function: transmembrane transporter activity; sphingolipid intramembrane carrier activity. NCBI's taxonomy places the organism in Eukaryota, Metazoa, Chordata, Mammalia, Artiodactyla, Balaenopteridae.